AAGGUGAAGUAGUACGCGCACACACCCCUUGCGCGUCUUGUGGUGUCCGCAAGAGCUUGCUAACCAAUGGUAAGCCAUUAGCUAUCAUAGCUUGUGCAUGUGACGCCAUUUCGGUCUUGUAAGUCCACGGGUGCCAUUGUGAGGGUGUGUUGAAAAGGCCAAGCAAAAUGGUGAAGAUAUUUAUAGGCAACCUGUCCCCCAACACAACAACGGAGGAACUCCGCGCCCUGUUCUCUCAAUAUGGAAAGAUCUCAGAGUGCGACAUUGUCAAAAACUUUGGCUUUGUGCACAUGGACGACAAAUCGGAAGCAGAAGAGGCCAUCCGCAACCUCCACCACUAUGAGCUAAACGGCCAGGCCAUGAAUGUAGAGCUGAGUCGAGGCAAACCUAGGGCCUCCACAAAGCUCCACGUAGGCAACAUCAGCAGCAGCUGCACGAAUCAGGAGCUUCGUGCCAAGUUUGAGGAGUACGGCCCUGUGGUAGAGUGUGACAUUGUCAAGGACUACGCGUUUGUGCACAUGGAGAGAGUAGAGGAUGCCAUGGAGGCUAUCAGUGGUCUCGACAACACAGCCUUUCAAGGCAAACUGAUGAGUGUGAAGCUCUCGACUAGCCGCCUGCGCACCGUGCCGGGGAUGGGAGAGAGGACGGGUUGUUAUCGGUGCGGGCAGGAAGGCCAUUGGUCUAAAGAGUGCCCUUUGGACCAGAAUGGCUCCUAUCGUGACGGUGGUGGUGCCAUGGGGCCCGGCGGCUCCAAUGGAUUCGGUCCUCCGAGGUUUGGCGGUCGCGGCCGCGGGUUUCAUCGUGGCUUCAAUGGUGCUGACCCGGGCUUCGGAGGCAGCUUCGUGCCCGCUCACGGCAUCAGCAGGGGCGGGGCUUACGGCGGCGGAGCUGGUUACGGCCGUGGCGCCACGGGCUACGAGGGCGCUAUGGGUUACGGUGUGCCUCCGGGUUACGGCAUGGCGGCGGACCCUAGCCUGGCCCGUGCAUACGGAAGCGAAGCAGCGGCUUAUGGGGGGGCAGCAGCCAGUUAUGGUGCCUCGAUGCCGGGGUACCCCAGUGCUCGCCGCUCCGCCUAUGAUGAGCGAGAUCCGUACGGUGUGGUGGACUUCUACGAGAAGUAUCGGGCGCGUCCGUACGGUGGCAGUUAUUUCGAAGAUCGACGCGCUGUUCCCAUGCCCACCCCUCCUCCUCCUCCUCCUCCCACCGCCUCCUCCAUCAUGAGGGAUCGCUUGUCCUCUUCUAGCCUCGACCCGUACGAGCGGCGACCCCUACCCCCUCCACCGGCUCCUGGCUCCUCGUACUACUCCCGCGAUCGAAGCCCAAUCCGGCGCGUGCCCCCCGAAGCAGAGGGCUACUCAUACGAGCGCUCGCGGCUCUCCCCGGUCUCUUCGCUUCCUCGGACCUCUGCGUACGACCUGCCGCGGGAUCCCUAUGCAGAUCGGGCGCGCUACGCUUAUUAGCACCUUUUAGCAGGUGAGGGCUACCUCGACUUUUCUUCAGCUCAGGGCAUGGGUAAAUAUGUUAAUCCAAACUCAUACAUAUGAUUGGUUGGUAUUAACCAUGUGGUUCAAAUUAUGGCUAUUUAUUAUCGUGGCUAUUUAGUGUUACAGUUUGGACAAAUCCUGGCAUAGUUAAAUGUGUGCCGUUAAUAUGCCAUAUUUUCUGUGGGAGAAGACCAUACAGAAAAUAUGAAAAUGGAUUUUAGUUCAAAUAAUAAGAAUUGUACAUGCUAGACAAUGGAUACUCUGAGAGGACCAUACCAUGGAACUACAAGAUGAACGGCUAGUACAGACAAGCCAAUGGGGCAGCCGUGGCCUACUGGUUAGCGCUUCGGACUUGUAACUGGAGGGUUGCCGGUUCGAACCCCGACCAGUAGGCACGACUGAAGUGCCCGUGAGCAAGGCACCUAACCCUUCACUGCUCC
Molecule: messenger RNA, 1924 nt
Organism: Alosa sapidissima (American shad)
Lineage: Eukaryota; Metazoa; Chordata; Actinopteri; Clupeiformes; Clupeidae
Gene: rbm4.1
Product: RNA binding motif protein 4.1
Exons: 3
Coding region: 168-1460 (430 amino acids)
Cellular component (GO): cytosol
Molecular function (GO): zinc ion binding; mRNA binding
Source: RefSeq, a predicted model, not a curated record